Messenger RNA from Colius striatus (speckled mousebird), 1054 nucleotides. Its product is annotated as immunoglobulin gamma-1 heavy chain-like. Gene Ontology annotation, biological process: defense response to bacterium; phagocytosis, engulfment; phagocytosis, recognition. The record is from RefSeq and is a predicted model, not a curated record. The transcript has 9 exons. Gene Ontology annotation, molecular function: immunoglobulin receptor binding; antigen binding. Lineage: Eukaryota; Metazoa; Chordata; Aves; Coliiformes; Coliidae. Gene Ontology annotation, cellular component: external side of plasma membrane; blood microparticle; immunoglobulin complex, circulating. The coding region runs from base 1 to 885 and encodes 294 amino acids.
AUGGCGGCCGGGCCGGGACCGUGGCUGCUGGGCUUGGGCUUGGCCUUGGGGCCGGCAGGCGUGUGGGCGCAGCUGAGGCUGGUGGAGGCCGGCGGAGGGCAGCGAGCGCCCGGGGACUCCGUGCUCCUCUUCUGCCGCGGACACGGCUUCAACUUCGGGACAUACGCAAUAAGAUGGUACCGUCAGGCACCCGGAGGCAGGCUGGAGUGGGUGUCCUUUAUCUCUCCUAGUUCAUCACUGAUUCAACGUGCACCGGCAGUGAAUGGUCGAGCCUCUGUGUCCCGGGACAAUUCCCGGUUUAGGACAGCUCUGUCUCUAAGUGCCCUGAGCCCACAGGACUCUGCCCGCUACUUCUGUGCUGUUCGCACACACAGGGACGGGAAAUGGUCAUUUCAGUUGGUUUUCGGCUCUGGCCACGUAAUUUUUGUUGAACCAAACAACAUAAGGAGUUCUGACCCACAAGUCAUUGUGAUGAAGUCAAAGAAACUGGAAGAAGAUGGCAACACCGAGAAAGUAGCUUGUUUGGCAAGGAAGUUCUAUACAAAGAAUGUCAUCUUGGAGGUGUCCUCUAAUGAAGUCAUAUAUGAGCAAAAUACACCCGUUUUGACAUCAGAAGGGUUGUACGAUACCAUUAAGGUGGUCAGUGCAACAAAAGGCACAGAGGUGGCUUGCACAGCCAAACACGAUGGCAAAGAAACAUUGCUAGAAAAGGAGGCUGAAGAAUCAGUAACAGGGAACAUUUGCAACACCACAGACAUCUCUAUGCGAGAUGCUGAAGGGGAGAAAACAAACAUGCUCUCUGUGACUGUGUUGGGCUUGAGAGUCCUGCUGGCAAAAAGUAUUGCCUUCAAUGCACUCGUGAGCAUCAAGCUGUUUCUUUUCUGAGCUGUCAGACAAUGGCAUGUAGCCCCGGUUGCAUUAAAGGGCCGAUGUGGAAACAAGGCAGCAGCACUGUGAAGAGCAGCUGGAGAGCUUGUCCCAGCAGCACAACGGGUCAAACGGCCAACGUCAAAUCUACUGACAACAACCACGCAGAAGACAACAGAGCACCCUC